Molecule: messenger RNA, 1834 nt
Organism: Rhododendron vialii
Lineage: Eukaryota; Viridiplantae; Streptophyta; Magnoliopsida; Ericales; Ericaceae
Exons: 1
Coding region: 448-1524 (358 amino acids)
Source: RefSeq, a predicted model, not a curated record
CCUAUUGAUCUUUCUACACCACCUCUAUCUGAUGCUUCACCACUUCGUCGUUCUACUCAGGUAAGGGAAGUACCUGUUCAUCUUCGUGAUUAUCAUUGUUUUUCUACUAUCCUUUCUCAGCAUGAACCUCACUCCUACCGUGAGGUAAGUUCUAACCCUCUUUGGCAGCAAGCAGUGGCAGAAGAAUUACAGUCUUUGGAUAAAACACACACUUGGGAUAUCGUUGACCUUUCUCCUGGCAAGACUCCUAUUGGUUCUAAGUAGGUUUUCAAGAUAAAGACUUGAUCCGAUGGCUCUAUAGAGCGUUAUAAAGCUCAUCUGGUUGCAAAGGGUUUUGCUCAAGAGUAUGGUAUUGACUAUGAGAAAACUUUUGCACCAGUUGCUCGUCUCAUUUCUAUUUGGAGUUUACUUGCGGUUGCUGCCGUACGCAAGUGGAAUUCAAAUCAAAUGGACGUCAAGAAUGCCUUUCUCAAUGGUGAUCUUACCAAAAAAGUUUAUAUGCGGCCUCCACCUGGGUAUAAUCAUCCUCCAAACAAAGUGUGUAAACUUAAUCGUGCUCUUUAUGGUCUCAAGCAAGCUCCACGUGCCUGGUUUGCCAAAUUUAGCACCACUAUUCAGAAUUUUGGAUUCUCUUCUAGCCAAUAUGAUUCGGCACUUUUUAUCCGAAAGUCUGCACAUGGUAUCAUUUUUCUUCUUCUCUAUGUUGAUGACAUGAUUAUUACUGGUGAUGAUAAUGUUGGUAUUUCUGAUCUUAAAGCCUUUCUCAACAAGCUGUUUCAGAUGAAGGAUCUAGGUACUGUGAGCUACUUCUUAGGUCUUGAGAUCUCAUCUACAUCCGAUGGCUACUAUCUCACUCAGGCUAAGUAUGCUUCUAAUCUUCUUAGUGGUGCUGGUAUCACCGACAACAAGGCUGCAUCCACCCCACUUGAGCCGACCACUCAACUCACUCCUUUGGAUGGUUCGCCACUUCCUGAUGCCACUCGUUAUUGCCAAUUGGUUGGCAGUCUUGUGUAUCUUACUAUCACCCGACCUGACAUUGCCUUUGCUGUUCACAUAGUUUGCCAAUUCAUGUGUGCUUCUCGAUCGACUCAUUUUGAUGUUGUCCUUCGAAUUCUUCGCUAUGUCAAAGGCACCCUAUUCCAUGGCCUCUACUAUUCAGCACAUUCUUCUCUUGAGUUAUGUGCAUAUUCUGAUGCUGAUUGGGCUGGUGAUCCUAUUGAUCGUCGAUUUACCACAGGCUACUGCUUCUUUCUUGGCGAUUCUCUCAUCUCUUGGCAAAGUAAGAAACAAUCUCUUAUUUCUCGCUCAAGUACUGAGGCAGAGUAUCAUGCUAUUGCUGACACUACUCAGGAGUUGAUAUGGCUUCGAUGGCUCCUCACUGAUAUGAGUGUUAUUCAUUCCACUGCCACUAUACUUUGUUGUGAUAAUCAGAGUGUCGUUCAAAUUGCUCGCAAUGAUGUGUUUCAUGAUCGCACCAUACAUUUUGAGAUUGAUUGUCACUUCAUCCGACAACAUGUAGUCUGAGGUAGCGAUCGUCUUCUCUCAGUUUCCUCAACUGACCAGACCGCAGACAUAUUCACGAAGGCUCAUCCUCCUAGACGUUUUCUUGAUUUAGUGUCCAAACUCAAGCUGGCAUCUGCACUACCACCUUGAGUUUGAGGGGGAUGUUAGAUUUUAUCAUAAUCAUAUAAAAUCGUAAUCGUGUCCCGAUAUGAUAUUAUAUGAUGUGAUUUCCUUGAUCCCCUUGAUUUCAGUUGGAUUGUAAUUGAUUCCGAUUGUAUUGUAAUUAGGAUGAUUUUCCUUUCAUAGUUAGGCGCUCUCCCCUGUAUAAAUA